UUUCGUGCAGUAGAGUGCAAUCCACAUGAAUAAAUGAUGAUGCCUGUGAGAUCGGCUGAGAGGCACCGCAUCUGCACACAAAUGGUCUCUGUGCAACCCGGAGCGCACUGAUUACCAUUCCGAGCACAGCACCUCUGGUCAGAAAUGGAGCCGGGUCGGUGGUUGACAGUAGUCCAGGGGGCAAGAGAGGAUAAGAGGGGAGGGGGGGGCGCAUAUUAUGGCAGCAACCUUUCAGUCAAUCUGGAUUAAGUCGCACUGAGCCCUGCGUCGCCAGCGAAAGCCCGUGAAAGCGAUCCGAACAUCUGGCUGGAUUCAGCACAGCAGCAGUCACUCACAGCGCUGUGGAUAAUAAAGCAGCCUGUCGCUUCAGAGGCGUUUUCUCUUCUGGAGACUGUGCACGCAGGCGGAUGCGCAGUAUAGACGCGAUCCCGCACAGCCUCGCAGCCACAACGGGACCCUUCGGCUUGCGUUUUCCAGUGGGGUUUUUUUUCCACGAAAGGGGGAGUUAUAGGCUGCAUCUCCGAUGUGAGGGGAUCGGAGAGGAGUCGUCCUUUAAUACCCUGGUCAUGGAUUUCUUGAAGGGCAUCGCUGGUUUCGCAGGCCGUCACAUGUUCUAGGAGCCGAGACGCGUGUUUCGGGACACCUGAAUUAUCUCCAGCAGGCGCCGUCGGUCCCAUUUUAGACAAGCCGCUGUCAGGAUGCUCUCAGCCCUCCUGGGAGAAAAAAUGCUCAAACACACCCUCCUCUGACUCGGCUUGAUGUUUCAUCUACCAGGUGCAUUAACCGGACUGAAAAGCCAAAUGGAGUCUCUCCUGGUUUACCUGAUAGUCCUCGGUGUGGCUGUGAAGGCCCACAAAGUUCAGGUCUGCCCCAAACGCUGCGUCUGCCAAGUGCUUAACCCCAACCUGGCCACUUUGUGCGACAAAAAGGGGCUUCUCUUUGUGCCCCCGAACAUCGACAGGCACACGGUGGAGAUGCGUCUUGGGGAUAACUUUGUAACCAGCAUCAAACGCAAAGACUUUGCCAACAUGACCAGGCUGGUGGACCUGACCCUCUCUCGGAACACUAUUGGCUCCAUCGCGCCUCACGCUUUCAAAGACCUGGAGAACUUACGAGCCCUUCACCUCGAUAGCAACCGGCUGUCCCGCAUCCUCAACGACACCUUCAGCGGCAUGUCCAAGCUGCACCACCUCAUCCUCAACAACAACCAGCUCACCCACAUCCAGAUUGGGGCCUUUAAUGACCUGACAGCACUGGAGGAGCUGGAUUUAUCCUACAACAACUUGGAAAGUGCGCCAUGGGUGGCCAUUCAAAGGAUGCCCAGUCUCCACACUCUGAAUUUGGACCACAACAUGCUAAGCUACAUCCCAGAGGGCACAUUCUCUGGGCUGCAGAAGCUCAAGAGGCUGGACGUAACGUCCAACAAGCUCCAGAAGCUUCCUCCUGACCCUAUUUUCCAAAGAGCAGGGGUCCUGGCCACCUCUGGGAUCAUGGGGCCCAUGUCGUUCGCGUUGAGCUUCGGAGGGAACCCGCUGAGGUGUAACUGUGAGCUGCUCUGGCUGCGGAGGUUGCGGAGGGAGGAUGAUCUAGAAACCUGUGCCUCACCGCAACACCUCGCCGGACGCUAUUUCUGGACUGUGUCAGAGGAAGAGUUCCUGUGCGAGCCUCCUCUCAUCACCAGGCACUCUCAGGAGCUGCGAGCUUUGGAGGGUCAGAGUGUGACCCUGCGCUGUAAGGCCAGGGGUGACCCUGACCCUAUUAUCCACUGGAUCGCCCCUGACGGACGCCUUAUGUCCAAUUCCUCCAGGGCCGCGGUCCACACAGACGGCACGCUGGACAUCCUCAUCAGCACUGUCAAGGACUCGGGUUCCUUCACGUGCGUGGCCUCCAACCCGGCAGGUGAGGCCCAGCAGACCGUGGAUCUGGUCAUCACUAAACUCCCUCAUAUCACCAACAACACAGUCGCAGAGCAGGAGCCCGACCCCGGAUCAUCUGAUAUCGCCACAGUGACCAAGACUGGGGCGGAGGUGGGGGGGUUGCCUCUGGGGAACGCCAAGACGAGCCAGGAGAAGAAAGUAGUGAUUGCUGAGGCCACGUCCACCUCGGCCCUGGUCAAGUUUAACUUCCAGAGGAGUAUUCCUGGAAUACGCAUGUUUCAGAUCCAGUAUAAUGGCACCUAUGAUGAUUCACUGGUUUACAGAAUGAUACCCCCGACCAGUAAGAGCAUUUUGGUAAACAACCUGGCGGCGGGUACGCACUAUGACUUGUGUGUGCUGGCCAUCUACGAUGACCAGGUGACCUUGUUGACCGCCACCAGGGUGAUAGGAUGCAUCCACUUCACCACAGAGCCGCAGUACCUGCGAUGCCAUUUCAUGCAGUCCCAGUUCCUUGGCGGCACCAUUGUGGUUAUCAUUGGAGGGAUUAUUGUAGCCUCAGUGCUCGCUUUUAUCAUCUUUCUCAUUGUGCGCUACCGGGUGUGUAACCAAGGAGAUGCAGAUAAGGCUCUAGAGAUGGGGGACAUUCGGUCUCUGAGCAGUGAUGGACAGCUACAGGGCUGUGGGAUUGCCAAGUCCCUCUCCAAGCAGGUCCUGCAUCCAGAGAAGAAUGACAAGGAGUGCCUCAAAAUUGCCCUGCCGUCCACGGAGCCAGCCAAGCAGCGACCACCGGUCGCCGUAGCCACCACCAAGCCCUCCGUCCCUGACUGCACUGUGUCUACCUCCGCAGCCAGCCACAGCUGGCACCCGGCCUCCCCGGGGGCUCCCAGGCCCAAACGUUUCAGUGCUCCGUCGAAACCCGUAGAGGCUCGCCGAGCUGAAGCUCAGGUGGAUGUCGAGCUCGAUAACAUGAAUCGGAAUAACUCGUCGGAGGUUAAAAUGACCACCGCCGUCGCUCUGGCUGUUCCCGGCCAGCCCGUCACAUGGACUGCUGUUCCCAGGGGUCAGCGUCCCACACAGGCCGCUCGACAUUACAUGACUGUACCCGCAGGGGGGGUGAGAGUGAACCGCAGGCACUCCCUCAAUGCAGACUCAUACAUGGAGCGCUGCUACGUGGCCUACCCCAAACCUGGGGCCAGUCUGCGCUCCAAGCGGAGCCUGUCGAUGAGCGGAGAGCUGCCGCAGCUAGAGGGCACGACAAACAUGCACCGGGCCAGGGACAAGCUCUCCAGGUCUGAGUGGCUUCUGGAGAGCACUUUAUGAUUUGGAGUUUAUGAUCCGCGUUCUCUUGUUUUCUUGGAUUGGAUUUGUAGCCCGUUGUGGAGCAGACAGGGAUUUUAUGCCUUGUUUUGAGCUUUUGUGCACUCUAUUGAGGGACCAGUAAGCUUCUCUCAUAUACAUAUGGGGGCCACGCAGGCAUAAAGGGUUAUGGGAAACGUUUCACAUUUGUUUUGUACCUUAUAACCUUUCAAAGUCGUCUUUAUAACGACAUUUGAUCAAACUUUGACAAAAGGCACAACAAUGUAUAAAACAACUUCAUGUACAAAUAUGUUUAGUUGUGUGAGAUGCUGUAUAUCUCAAUACAACCAUAAGUGUUCAUGUGGUAUUGAAUGCAGUAACCUGGACAUACUGUAUAAUAACAAAGAACGAGACAUGCAGGGGGUUGGCUUAUUAUACUCAGUCUCAUUGCCUGUAACUUAAAGUGAUCCAAUCUCUGUAGACUUUGAAUAGGAUUCUUGUCUCCAGCUACAGACAGACAAUGACAUGUCUUAAUUACCCUGGCUUGAGAUUACGAAUGUGCUUUACAUCCCAGAGGUGUUGCAACAGAAUGUAGUAGACAGACAGCGCUCCAUCUUUUCAUCGCGACACCCCCAGACACAGCACAAUGCAGUAUUUUUGUGGCACAAAUCGACUCAGCCUAAUACUGCCCUCCGGUUUGAAUCGAUACAUUUUUAUCACAUAAUUACAUAGAGACUCAACUCUGAUAGGAUUCCUGUCGUGACUGAUUUGAGCAACAAUUGAACCAACACCAACAGCAUGACAGGUGCAGGAAGUAAUCUGAUAUUACGUGUGGAUGAGAUCCAGAGGAAUGGUUCAUUUCCACAUUUUUUACUGACCGACAUUAUCAUGUUACGCCGAUGACAACCGUGUAAAUUUACUCGUCGAUGUAAGAGAAAUGAUAAUCACAGGUGGGGGAGGACGUCAGCUCUUGAUUUUGCUGUUGUUUCUGUUUGAUGUUUACCAGUAUAAAUAAACCAGUGAUAAAAGGGACAAACUCAGA
Messenger RNA from Etheostoma spectabile (orangethroat darter), 4215 nucleotides. RefSeq names its product leucine rich repeat and fibronectin type III domain containing 5b (gene lrfn5b). Lineage: Eukaryota; Metazoa; Chordata; Actinopteri; Perciformes; Percidae. The record is from RefSeq and is a predicted model, not a curated record. Gene Ontology annotation, molecular function: protein binding. Bases 759 to 3197 code for a protein of 812 amino acids. The transcript has 6 exons.